AUGGCGCAGGCGUCCAUGACGCGUGAGGCGUGUGCCACGCUCUGCUACCCCUUAAACUUUUCCCCUCAAGCGCCGUGGAGUACGGCUACCAAUGUUUUUGCGGCACCCAAGCUGAAUUCCCCCGCGCAGUUUCGGCGCCUUCCUCCGACUGCAACGAGCCGUGCACGGGAGCGUCCACCGAGAGCGACGAAGGAGUUGCCGGUCUGCAACUCGAGUCUGUCCAUCUGUGCCCGCCUCGACGACCUCAUUGGACGCCUCAGUCUUCAGGAGAAGGCCGGUCUCAUUGGCCCUGAUCCCGUCACCAGCCCAUGCGCUGUUGUUGACUAUGGCGUCAAGAGGCUCGACAUCCCGCCGUGUCUGCAUCUGGCGGAGAUGAACACGGCCGUUGGCUCUGCGUGCAUCAUUAGCCAGGACAAGUGUGCCACGACGUUCAUUGAGGCCCACAGGUCUUGGCGCAGCCUUCAACCGCUGCUUGCCAUAUCCACGGAGAUGCGCACCUUCAACAAUCUCAACUGGCACAGGGGCGGUGGCGUCUUGCAGAAGAUCGGACUCACAGACCCCUUCUUGAGCGGCGAGUACGCUGCUGCUUACGUGGCGGGCUGCCAGGAUGGCCCAGACAAGAAGUACAAGAAAAUGGCAGCAGGUCUCAGGCACGUUGACGCGCACUCAGUCGAGACAAACCGCAUGGCAUUCAACGGGAACAUCUCCACCUUUGACCUCUGGGACACCGAGGUGUGCAUGUCGCGGGCACUCGCUGCCAUGUGCUCGUACGCCAGCAUCAACGGCGUGCCCUCGUGUGCGAACAGCAUACUGCUCAACGACGUCGUGCGCGGGCAGUGGAAGCCUGUCGCGAAAACGCUGAACGGCGGCGCGGAUAUGGAACUCUGGGAAACAUGCUUCACCACAAACGGUAACUUGGAGCAGACUGUAAAGCACAACCGCACGACAAUCGACACGGUGCACAACAACACCGUGCGGCGGGUCCUCAAGGAUAGCUUCAUCACGAGCCAAUGGCAUCGAGGAGUGCACCACCUUUACACUCUCACCUCCAGUAACGGCCCCUGCAUCAGCGAGUAUCCCGAUGGUGAGUAUGAGCUCGGCAACGGUCGUGCAUUACCCCAUUGCCCUCUCAACUACUACGCCAAGGACCACGGCUGUGUGCCAUGUACCACGUGUGGCAUGGGCACCUGGGCCUCCACCCCCAUGCUCCGCGUCCUCCGACGCCGUCUGCUCUCCCUGGACGGAGUGCAAGCCGGGCCAGAAGAAGUCUGUCUCUGGCAACGCCUACCAGCCGCUGCCGGACCACACUUCGUGCUUCCCACCAGCAUGUGCGAGGAGCCCUUCAUCGAGACCAUCCCGCCCACGCUCACCACGGACCGCAUGUGCUCCUGUGACACGCUCGCCUGCAACAAGCUCAUCACGCAACUGUUUGAGGAGAUGGUGUGCGCCUGGCCCACGGACGAGCAGCUCGACGUGGUGCUUGACGUGUGCUGCUCCGGCCCGGGCGAGGAUGGCAUCCACGCCACCAUUCGCCAGAUGGACGCCUACGCGGCACGCCGCUCCUGCCCAGGCUGCACAGACACGUGCGAGUGCAGCGCUGGCUUCAUCCUUGUCUACGACGCCGACUCAGCCGACUGUCGGCCAUGCGACGGCGUGACGGAGUUCUCCCCAUCCGUUGGCGGCAGCAAGUACGAGCCCAUUGAGGAGUGCGAGCUCGGCCAGGAAGAGGUCGCCGCGCCAACCCGCUCCUCGGACCGCGUGUGCCACGACUGCUCGGCCCGCACCAUCGACUUGGACAGCGACGGUUCCACGGCUUCACCUGCCGCGCAGGCACCCACGACCACGACAGCGACCCUGCCACCCACCCCGUUCCACGAUGUCACAGAGUGCGCGCCCGGGUUUGAGGAGGUGCAGGCCAUGACCCUCCUCAUCAGCGACCGUGUCUGCGACGAGUGUCCUGGAGGGCACGUACAAGGCUGUCUCUGGCCAGGGCGUGCUCGCUUUCCCAUCACCACGUGCGACGCCGGCGAGGAGGAGACGGCCAAGCCCACCCCCUACCAGCGACCUGCGUGUGCAGCCAGUGCGAGCUUAGCGCCACCUUCAAGCCCGUCGACCGCCAGGCCGAGUCAUGCUGCCCCGUCACGCAGUGCGCACGACCGCCUCUGCCGCAAGUGCGUCCAGGACACGUGCGUGCCCGUGUCGUCUUACGCUGCCUGGGGGUACAUUUCCACGCUCGACCGUGAGCAGGUGCAAGUUUUGCACCUUCCAGAAGCCAGGCGCCUACGCUCGACUCUGACCGCGAGUGCACGGCAGGAGGUGGUCGGGGCGCUGGUGGCGCACAUUGGCACGGGGCAGGCACAGGAGGUGGACGCAGCCAUACCACCCGAAGCUGCUGCACCCGUUCGCGUGCUAAUGCUGAACGGCAUCCUGGACUGCCUGAGCAACCUGCACUUCAUCCACAUCUGGCAGCUCUUCCGUGUCCUGACCACGCUCACGUUUGACCGCCAGCGCAUCCCCGCCGCAGGCCUCAUUGACCACGAGAAGGAGGAUGGUCUGUCUCAAUCGAAUGAUGAGCUGAAACGCAUCGGCACCAUCGCCGCCACCACCAUCACCCACACCUGGCUCGCUCUUGCCAACGACGCAGGCAUCUCCAUCGACGCCAGCAUGCUCCGUUGCCACAACGUCUCCACAUCCACGCCCAGUCAUUUGUCCGUCUGUCGUGGCGUCGUUUCCUCCCCCCACCGCCAGCUCCAGCAGCUACCAAGAGCAAGCACGUCUGUCGGGAUGCGUCGCUCGCCGACCCCGACGUACCCGUGUGUUGGCCGCCGAGACCCCCAAGCGCACGUUCCAGCACGACAACACCGUCAACACGAUUGUGGUUUGCGCGGACGGACGGGUGUGCCCCACACGCGGGAGACGUGCUCUAACUUCUCGCCUGAGUACACGCGCGCGCGCGAGGUGGACAAGGACACGCACAUGGUCGUCAGCGAGAAGACGCUGCAGGCGCCGUUCGAGACGAAGCUGCAGCUGCUGGCGGGGAUUGCCGCCGAGUUUUCCGGCAUGAUGCGCAGCCAGACCGACGAGGAGACAAGACUGCGGGAGCACGCUGCCGGGACGCGGACGUCUUCUUGUUCCUGA
Molecule: messenger RNA, 3138 nt
Organism: Salpingoeca rosetta
Lineage: Eukaryota; Choanoflagellata; Craspedida; Salpingoecidae
Exons: 18
Coding region: 1-3138 (1045 amino acids)
Biological process (GO): arabinan catabolic process; DNA repair; xylan catabolic process
Cellular component (GO): plant-type cell wall
Molecular function (GO): alpha-L-arabinofuranosidase activity; xylan 1,4-beta-xylosidase activity
Source: RefSeq, a predicted model, not a curated record